Molecule: messenger RNA, 2325 nt
Organism: Monodelphis domestica (gray short-tailed opossum)
Lineage: Eukaryota; Metazoa; Chordata; Mammalia; Didelphimorphia; Didelphidae
Product: myocilin-like
Biological process (GO): signal transduction; osteoblast differentiation
Cellular component (GO): Golgi apparatus
Source: RefSeq, a predicted model, not a curated record
AUGCCCUCCGCCCCUCCCGAAGGGCCCCUUCCUCUACCGCCCGCUCGGGCCCAGACGUCCCCGCCGCGGCGGCGCAAGCUCCUUACCGGCCGGUGUGGGUGGGUGGGGAACGCGGGGUGUGUGUGUGAGCGAGUGUCGCGCCCGCAGAGGAGUCUUGGCCCGGCUCCGGUCCGGGAGGGGAAAGGGUCUGGGGAAGGGUUAAGGGGAAAGGGGGGGGAGGUGGGUGGCGGGCUACCGAGCCAGGAAAUCAGAGGCCGGCGUCAGAGAAACCGACCAAGCGCGGCCGCCGCUUCCAGUAAAGGAGAGCGAGAGAGCGAGAGACGAGCAAGAUGGCGGACAGCCAGCCCGGACGUCCUACGUCAUCUCGCAGACGCACAACGGGCAGAUCACGUGGGGACGCGUUGGGUUGAGCGUGGGGGGAUGGGAGGAGGGCGAGACGCUCUGCCACCUCUUGGGAUGUACUUGCUAUCGCAGUCGAACGGUUACCCAUUUCGGUUCCGAGGCGGCGGCCGUGUGGACUACGACGGGGAGCAUGCUGCUGCACUUCGGCGUCCUUACGGAGAUGCCCGGGGAGGGGGAAAUGCGGCCCACCUCAAGGCUUGCUCUGGCUCGCGCACCUUGCGGAAGCUCUCAGUCUUUGGGAACCGUCCCUAUGGCUGUCCUGCGGAAGAGUCUGUGUGCAUUCCAAGACUUUCUAAAUGGGGUGUGCAGAAGCUAGACUACCAAGAACUGAAGUCUGAAUUAACUGAAGUUCCUGCUUCACACAUCUUCAAAGAGAGUUCGACUAAUCAUUCUGGUUGUGGAGAACUUGUCUGGGUGGGCGAGCCAAUCGCCUUAAGAAAGGCAGAGACGAUUGCUGGCAAGUAUGGCGUCUGGAUGAGAGACCCUGAGCCCGUGUACCCCUACACCAGGGAGACCACCUGGAGAGUUGACACAGUUGGCACCGAUAUUCGUCAGGUCUUUGAGUACGACCAGAUCGUCCAGUUCACACAGGGGUAUCCUUCCAAAGUUCACAUUCUGCCGGUACCAAUGGAGAGCACUGGGGCGGUAGUUUACCGUGGAGCCCUCUAUUAUCAGAAACACACAUCUAGAACUGUGAUUAGGUAUGAACUCAAGUCUGAAAGUGUGAAGGCUCAAAGGGAUAUUCCCAAUGCUGGUUACCAUGGACAGUUCCCUUAUUCUUGGGGUGGCUAUACCGACAUUGACUUGGCGGUAGAUGAGUCAGGACUCUGGGUCAUCUAUAGCACAGAAGCAGCGAAGGGAGCCAUUGUCCUUUCCAAAGUGAAUCCGGAGACCCUGGAACUCGAGCAAAGCUGGGAGACCAACAUUCGAAAACAGUCAGUGGCCAACGCCUUCAUAAUCUGCGGCACGCUGUACACCGUCAGCAGCUAUUCAGCAGCUGAUGCCACCAUUAACCUGGCGUAUGAUACCAGUGCCGGGAGCAGCAAGGCCCUGAGCAUCCCAUUCAAGAACCAGUUUCAGUAUAGCAGCAUGGUUGAUUACAAUCCUGCUGAAAAGAAGAUCUUCUCGUGGGAUAAUUUCAAUAUGAUGCUGUAUGACAUCAGGCUUUCUCAGAUGUGAAACGCUCCAGAGCUAUCCCAGGAAUGAGAGGAAGAUGUAGUCCUCGGUACUAACUAGGAACUCAAGGACAAGGGAGAAGGCAGAGGGAAGAGCAAGCUUUCCCCCUGCCCGCGCUGGGAUUUUUUGUGCUUUCCUUGUCUGCGCAAACUCAGAAGAAUUCAUCUUUUCAUAGCACUUGGCUCUGAAAGAAUAACUUUCUUUUUUUUGGAGUGGAGAGGGAGUGGAGAACAUGAUAAAUUCUGCUCAAAACUAGCAACGCUUUUAUGAAUAAUCCCAAAUGGCUGAAGAACCAAACCUUUGGAGGGCUUCUUGAGGAAAGCAAAAGGAAGAAGAAUGUCUGGAUUGUGGGUUGGCCAAGACCACCCAUUCUACAGUUUUUGGUGGUGGAUUUUUCAUCAGCAUAGACUCUUCUUCCAUGGAUGGGAUCACACUAUUCCUCCAUACCAUCUCAUCCUGCUUGAUUCCCAUUCAUGUUUUCCUAUAAAUUUAACACUGAAGACCUGCCCAACUUGCUGCGGGUGGGAGGGAGGUGGAGGAUGUUCCACUGCUAUUUUAAUUUCUUGGGGCUUGCAGAGCUGCAAUAUAUAACACGAAGCCUAUGACUCAGUGAAGAGAAGCAUCCUAGUGCCUACGCUGGGCUUCGAUUCAGAGACGAUGUAUUCACAAGAGUUCAUUCCUACUGUCUCUGAUCAUGCCCAAUGGUGCCUUUUCAAAUAAACAUGUUGCAGAAUGUUCAUAUUUCAA